CGUCGCCCGCGGCCCGGACCUCGCCCUGCUUGUACCAGUACCCGUGCGCGCCGCGGUCCCGCGUGUAGAGGCCCGCCAGCCGCACGACCGCGCCGCCCGCGGCCAGCGCGGCCCGCUCCGCGCCCAGGAGCUUGCGCGCGCGCGGCGUGUCGAGCGUCGCGCCCGCCUCGUCGACGACGCCGCCCGCGUCCUCGGCGAAGACGCCGCCCGACGACGCCAUCAGGAACGCGCCGGAGCCGUCCCAGCACGUGCGGGCGGCCUCCGUCACCUCGGCCGCGUACUCCUCGUCGCCGUACGCGCUCGGCGGCGCGCAGAAGAGGACGUUCGCGCACUUCGCGGGCGUCCCGCGCGCGGCGCGCGUCGCCGGCGUCGCGCCCAGGCGCUCGAGCUCGGCGUGCGACGCCGUCGACGCCGUCUCGCCGAUGAUCCGCGCGCCGGGGUGCGCCUCGCGCCACAGGCGGCACGUCGCUCGCCCCAACACGCCGCAGCCGACGACGUACAGCGACGGCGCCGCCGGCGCGGCCAGGGCGUGGGCACCGGCCAUGACGAAGAGGACGUUGUGCAUCGUUGCACUGACUUUCACAAUGCACUGGCUUGCACUAAAAACUUGGAAAAAAAAGCUAGCGCAGUAAGGCACUAGCGACGUUUGGGAGACAGCUUGCUUGCGGUCUCUUGCUCCACAAAAAAGGGCGGGCGUUGGCUGCAGGCGUUGGGUCGCAAACGCGCUGCCAGGCUCGCGCGCGCCCGUCGACGUGCCUCGGUUGCUGCGGCACCACCCACGGCUGUGACGCGUCUAUGCGUUUUUGGCUGCUCGUGGUAGGCAGGAUGGCGGCGGCGCUGAGCGCGCCGCACGUCGUGGUGACGGGCGGGAGCGGCUACAUCGGGAGCCACACGUGCGUGAAGCUGCUCGAGGCGGGCUACCGCGUGACGGUCCUGGACAACUUGGUCAACAGCAAGGUCGAGUCGCUGCGGCGCGUCGGCGAGCUCACGGGCAAAUCAGAUUUGCUCGACUUCCACGAGGUGGAUUUGUGCGACUACGAGAAGCUCGAUUCCAUACUGGCGAAGAUUGCGCCCUGCCAGGCCUGCAUCCACUUCGCGGGCUUAAAAGCCGUGGGCGAGUCGACGCAGAAGCCCCUCGAGUACUACGAGAACAACGUCGGCGGCACGCUCGCGCUCCUCCGGGCCAUGCGCAAGCACGCGAUCACGCAGAUCAUCUUCUCGAGCUCGGCCACGGUCUACGGCGCGGCGACGCCGCCCAUCACGGAGGCGACGCCGACGGGCGGCGGCAUCACGAACGCCUACGGCCGCACGAAGUACGUCAUCGAGGAGAUCCUCGGCGACUUCGCGCGGUCGCCGGCCGGCGCGGACUGGUCCGUGGUCCUGCUGCGCUACUUCAACCCCGUCGGGGCGCACCCGAGCGGGCGGAUCGGAGAGGACCCGCAGGGCCCGCCGAACAACCUCAUGCCCUACGUGGCCCAGGUCGCGGUCGGCCGCCGCGAGUUCCUCAGCGUCUACGGCGACGACUACGACACGCCCGACGGCACGGGCGUGCGCGACUACAUCCACGUCGAGGACCUCGCCGUGGGGCACCUGAGCGCGCUGCGCAAGAUGGAGACGAGCGCGCCGGCGCUGCGCGUCUACAACCUCGGCACGGGCAAGGGCUACUCCGUCCUCGACAUGGUGCGGGCCAUGGAGAAGGCCGCGGGCAAGACGAUCCCCUACAAGAUCGUCGCGCGGCGCCCGGGCGACGUCGCCACCGUCUACGCCGACACGAAGAAGGCGGCGGACGAGCUCGGCUGGACCGCCGAGCUGGGCCUCGACGAGAUGUGCCGCGACCUCUGGACGUGGCAGAGCGCGAACCCGAUGGGCUUCGUCGACGGGAGCGCCGAGCUUUAG
Molecule: messenger RNA, 1896 nt
Organism: Pelagomonas calceolata
Lineage: Eukaryota; Pelagophyceae; Pelagomonadales; Pelagomonadaceae
Source: the annotation of a GenBank genome assembly